Vicugna pacos (alpaca) is the source of this 890-nucleotide messenger RNA. NCBI's taxonomy places the organism in Eukaryota, Metazoa, Chordata, Mammalia, Artiodactyla, Camelidae. The record is from RefSeq and is a predicted model, not a curated record.
CAAAGUUACUCUGUAACAGGCACAGCUUUGUUAAGGGAAGAAUUCACUUUAUUUCAAUACAGUGGAAGAUCAUACAAACCAAAAUUAUCUAAGGACAAUGCAUUUUUUCUAAUAUAUACUUUAUCAAAGCAGAUGUAUGUUUACCUCUCCUUGAAUUGCAGAUAUGCAAAUGAAUGCUUCUCACCCAGGAGCAUAUUUACCACCUGGAUAUUCCCCUGAAUAUCCUUCAGCAGCAUUCCAAGAUAGAUCAGAUUCAGAUUCAUCAGCAAAUUGAACUUACAGAAGUCAUAAUACAUAUUGAAACAAAUAACAAAUAUGAAAUUAAGAACAGCCUUGGACAGAGGAUUUACUUUGCAGCAGAGGAUACUGAUUGCUGUACCCGAUAUUUUUGUGGGGCUUUUAGGCCUUUUACCAUGAGGAUCCUUGAUCUUAUAGGCCGAGAGGUCAUAACUCUGGAGAGACCGCUAAGGAUUAACUGGCUUUGUUUCCCCUGCUGCCUGCAGGAGAUAGAAAUCCACGCUCCUCCUGGGAUACCAAUAGGUUAUGUCACCCAGAUCAGACACCUAUUUCUGCCAAAGUUUAGAAUUCAAAAUGAGAAGAGAAAGGAUAUACUAAGAAUUACUGGUCCAUGUUUCAUGUGCAGCUUUUGUGGAGAUGUUGAUUUUGAGAUUAAAUCUCUUGAAGGGAAAAAUGUGGUUGGCAAGAUUUCUAAGCAAUUUACUGGGAUUGUAAGAGAGAUAUUUACAAAUUACAGUAACUUUCGCAUCCAAUUCCCUUCAAACGCUGAUGUGAAAAUGAAAGCUGUUGUGCUUGGCGCAUGUUUCCUCCUUGAUUUCAUGUUUUAUGAAAACACUGGAUGCGCUAAGAUUUUGACAGCAGGAUUGUUGUAG